AUGCGGUUCAACAAAGUGCAAAGUCCUGCAUCUGGGGAGGAACAACCCCAGGGACCAGUAUGUGUUGGGGGACACCCACCUGGAAAGAAGUUUUGUAAAGGUGUGGAAAUCAGGGUGGACACCAAGCUGAACAUGAUCCAGCAAUGCACUGUUACAGCAAAGAAGGCUAAUUAUAUCCCAGGAUGCAUUAGGAGUAUUGAUAACAGCUCAAGGAAGGUGACUGUUGUCCUCUGUUCAUCACUGGCGAGGGCACACCUGGAAUGCUGUGUUCAGUUCUGGGCUCCACAGUACAAAAGAGACACUGACAUGUCUCACAUUAAAGCCCUGGAAACUCAGCUAAGAGUAAACACUUCAAAUUUUAUUGGAUUCUUUGAUAUAAAAGUGAUGCUGGAGAUUAUUAACCUACGCAGAAUCUUGGAUUCCAGAGAUAGCAAAGCAUCUGAGGAAUACAUCAGAGGGCUAUGGUUGCAGGAAGUUUCAGAGCGUGGUGGCUUCCUUAGCCCUGUUGACAGGGGAGAGCUCCGUUUGCCUUUCGGCAGUCAGGAACUUCCUCCGGUGACUGAGGAAAGUGAUGUGAGGAGGGGGCUGCAGCAUGGUACUGUGGAGAAAGGUCAGGAGAAGGUAUGCCUUCUCAGAGCUUUUGAAGGAAAUUAUUGGCCUCACUUUUUUCUCCAAAACCAGAAAGAAUCUCUGCAAAGAAUUCUGAGCAAGGAUUCCUGUUCUACCUGGGGCGGAGGGCAUUUUUCCACCUUUGAUAAAUACCAGUAUGACUUCACUGGCACCUGCAACUAUAUCUUUGCAACUGUAUGUGAUGAAGCCAGCCCUGACUUCAACAUACAGUUCCGCCGUGGGCUGGACAAAAAAAUUGCAAGGAUCAUUAUUGAGCUGGGACCUUCUGUUGUCAUUGUUGAGAAAGGCAGCAUUUCUGUCAGGAAUGUUGGUGUCAUUAAGUUGCCUUACACCAGCAAUGGAAUUCAAAUAGCACCUUAUGGACGCAGCAUUCGUCUGGUGGCCAGACUGAUGGAGAUGGAGCUAGUUGUCAUGUGGAACAAUGAUGACUAUCUCAUGGUUUUGACUGAAAAAAAAUAUAUGGGGAAAACCUGUGGAAUGUGUGGAAAUUAUGAUGGUUAUGAAUUGAAUGAAUUUGUGAGUGAAGGUAAAUUGCUGGAUACAUAUAAAUUUGCUGCAUUACAAAAAAUGGAUGAUCCAUCGGAGAUCUGCCUGUCUGAGGAGAUAUCAAUUUCCCCUGUUCCUCACAAAAAAUAUGCCAUGAUCUGCUCUCAGCUACUUAACUUGGUAUCACCAACCUGCAGUGUGCCAAAGGAUGGGUUUGUCAUUCGUUGCCAGCUUGAUAUGCAGGACUGCAGUGAACCAGGACAAAAGAAUUGCACUUGCCCUACACUGUCAGAGUAUUCAAGGCAGUGUGCUAUGUCCCAUCAAAUGGUAUUCAACUGGAGAACUGAAAACUUCUGCUCUGUGGGAAAAUGUUCUGCUAACCAAAUCUAUGAGGAAUGUGGUUCUCCAUGUAUUAAAACCUGUUCCAACCCAGAGUACAGCUGUUCCAGUCACUGUACCUAUGGUUGCUUUUGUCCAGAAGGAACAGUUCUUGAUGACAUCUCAAAGAAUCGAACAUGUGUUCACAUUAAGCAAUGUCCAUGUACACUAAAUGGGAAAACAUAUGCUCCUGGUGAGACAAUGAAAGCAGCAUGUAGGACCUGUAAAUGUACAAUGGGUCAAUGGAACUGCGAAGACUUGCCCUGCCCUGGAAGGUGUUCACUGGAAGGAGGCUCCUUUGUUACCACAUUUGAUUCUAGAUCAUACAGGUUCCAUGGGGUUUGCACUUACGUUCUUAUGAAGAGUCCCAGCCUGCCACACAAUGGAACUCUAAUGGCUGUAUAUGAAAAGUCUGGUUAUUCUCAUUCUGAGACAUCACUUAGUGCUGUAAUUUACCUGUCUACAAAGGAUAAAAUUGUGAUUUCUCAGAAUGAGCUCCUUACUGACGAUGAUGAACUUAAGCGGCUACCUUACAGAUCAGGAGACAUCACUAUUUUCAGACAGUCCUCGAUGUACAUUCAAAUGUAUACAACCUUCGGGCUGGAACUUGUAGUUCAAACGUCACCUGUUUUCCAGGCCUAUGUUAAAGUUGGACCACAAUUCAAAGACAGAACUCUAGGUUUGUGUGGCAAUUACAAUGGAGACACUACAGAUGACUUCAUGACUAGCAUGGAUAUCACUGAAGGGACAGCCUCCUUGUUUGUAGAUUCCUGGAGGGCAGGAAAUUGCCAUCCUGCUUUAGAGAGAGAUACUGACCCUUGUGCUUUGAGUCAACUGAACAAAAUAUCUGCUGAGACUCAUUGCUCCAUUCUUACCAAGAAGGGUACAGUGUUCGAGAAAUGCCAUGCUGUGGUGAACCCUAUUUCUUUCUACAAGAGAUGUGUCUACCAAGCCUGUAAUUAUGAAGAGACCUUUCCUUACAUUUGUUCUGCUCUGGGAUCAUAUGCACGAACAUGCAGUUCAAUGGGUUUAAUCCUUGAGAACUGGAGAAACAGUAUGGACAACUGUACUAUUACUUGUACUGGCAAUCAGACAUUCAGCUACCACACUCAGGCAUGUGACAGGACAUGCUUGUCACUCUCAAACCGAGCCCUGGAGUGUCAUCCAACUGACAUCCCUAUUGAAGGCUGCCACUGUCCUCAAGGACUGUACUUGAACCACAAGAAUGAGUGUGUUCGUAAAUCUUAUUGUCCUUGCUAUUUAGAAGAUAGAAAGUACAUCUUGCCUGACCAGUCAAUAAUAACUGGUGGGAUUACCUGCUACUGCGUUAAUGGAAGGUUAAGUUGCACAGGCAGACCUCAAAAUCCUGCAGAAAGCUGCAAAGCUCCUAAGAAAUAUAUAUCAUGUUCUGAUAGUUUAGAAAACAAGUAUGGAGCUGCAUGUGCCCCUACCUGUCAGAUGCUUGCUACUGGAAUUGAAUGUAUACCAACUAAAUGUGAAUCUGGCUGUGUCUGUGCUGAUGGGCUAUAUGAAAAUCUAGAUGGCAGGUGUGUUCCAGCUGAGGAGUGUCCAUGUGAAUAUGGUGGUCUUGCUUAUGGAAAAGGUGAACAGAUCCAAACUGAAUGUGACAUCUGCACUUGCAAAAAAGGCAAAUGGAAAUGUGUUAAGAAAUCAGUGUGUUCCUCAACAUGUAAUCUGUAUGGAGAAGGCCACAUCACCACUUUUGAUGGACAGCGUUUUGUGUUUGAUGGCAACUGUGAAUACAUAUUAGCUAUGGAUGGCUGCAGUGUUAAUAGACCGGUUUCCUCUUUCAAAAUUGUUACCGAGAAUGUCAUCUGUGGGAAAUCAGGGGUUACAUGCUCCAGAUCCAUUAGCAUUUACCUUGGGAAUUUGACAUUCAUACUGCGAGAUGAAACCUUCACUGUAUCUGGAGAAAAUCCCGGAGUACAAUAUAAUGUCAAAAAGAACGCUCUUCAUCUGAUGUUUGAUGUCAUUAUCCCAGGAAAAUACAACAUGACUCUUAUCUGGAAUAAGCACAUGAACUUCUUCAUCAAAAUCUCCAGAGAAACACAGGAAACUAUAUGUGGUUUGUGUGGGAACUACAAUGGCAAUAUGAAGGAUGAUUUUGAAACUCGAAGCAAGUAUGUAGCAUCAAAUGAACUGGAAUUUGUCAAUUCUUGGAAAGAGAAUCCUCUCUGUGGGGAUGUAUACUUUGUAGUGGACCCCUGUAGCAAGAAUCCUUAUCGUAAAGCAUGGGCAGAAAAGACAUGUUCCAUCAUCAACAGCCAAGUCUUUUCCACCUGUCACAAUAAGGUGAAUCGCAUGCCCUAUUAUGAGGCCUGUGUUCGAGACUCCUGUGGUUGUGACAUUGGAGGGGACUGUGAAUGCAUGUGUGAUGCUAUUGCAGUAUAUGCCAUGGCAUGCUUAGAUAAAGGUAUCUGCAUUGACUGGAGGACCCCUGAGUUCUGUCCUGUUUAUUGUGAGUAUUACAACUCUCAUAAAAAAAAAAGAAAUGAUGAUGGUUAUUCCUAUGGCUACAACAAUGACAACUGCACCUGGCAUUACAGACCUUGUAACUGUCCAAAUCAAAACUACAAAUAUGUCAACAUUGAAGGCUGUUACAACUGUUCUCAUGAUGAAUACUUUGACUAUGAGAAGAAAAGAUGUAUGCCAUGUGGACAUGCAAUCAGUAGUACCACACCUGAAACAUCUCCACCUUCAACAGUAACAACAGGGCAGCCUAAAGUAUCAAGAAGCUCUACUGCAAGUACCCUACCAGUGGUACCUAGUAUUUCUUCUGCAGCUACUGUAUCCAUUGAGACUACAAAUCCCACAGUAACCUCAAAAAUCACGGUUCCAGUAACUUCACCAACAUCCCCUCUUGGCACAAUAAUGCCAACAACUGGUAGGUUUCUAGUGCUGCUGUCUAAAAUAAAUAAUAAACAUACUACAUCAAUUUUUACCACACCAAACAUGACUACAUCCAUCAGUACCCCUUCCAUAACUACCUCAACAAAAAGAGCUAUGACGCCUAAAACAAAGCCUACAUCUGUUGCCUCAUCAACCACUGCUUCAACAGAGACGGAACAAGUAAGGUUCACCUCACCACCCUUCAAGACCACUAUCAAAAAGGAAACUACAACCACCGCAAUACCUACUCAGACCACAUCUCAGAUCACAACUUUCAGCAAACCUGAACUAACAACAGAAGUCUCGGAGGGGAGACAUGCACAUCCAGAGAGGCUUUUAUUUCCUCAGGACCUCCAGAAAGAGGCAGGGGGUGCUGAAUUGUGUAAAGGUACCCUUCAGGCCCAGUUCUUGCCAUAUAUUUUUUUGAGUGGAAGCCAGCCAUUGGUCCAUUUAUCCCUCUUGCCCAGUAAGACUCAGUGUGGUCUGGUCAUACUCAUACUCUGGAGCUUCUGCGUGGGGACUGCCCACCUUCUUUGCCUUCCCUUCUUGCCAUGCCACCUGCAAUCGACCUGUGCUUUUCUCUCUGUAGCUGUCACCCACAGAAGACCAACAAAGCCACACCUUGUGCAGCAUCACAUCACACAGAAGACCACCCCUUCCACAUCCACCAGCAGCACCUCCAUCCCAAGAAUGACCAUCCGUGCCAGCAGCCCAGAAGUCCCACUGACAAAGAUGUCUCCAAUUCCCAGCUCUUUAGCUGCCACCUCAGCCUCAUCUGCUUCUUCCCCCUCCUCUACUGUGCCCUCAACACGGUUAAGACCAUCAUAUCCUGCAAGGGAGCCAACAAGAGCUAGGACUCCAACUAGUAAAGUAGUAACAGCCUUCACUCACACAGAGACAACCGUGCCACACAUCGUACCACCUCUGACCACACACAAGACCACUGCCACCACCUCUGCCAGCAGCACCUCCAAAACCUCCGUCUCCAGAGAGGCCAUCAGCACAAGCAGCACAGAAGUCCCACACACAAGGACGUCUCCAAGUCCCAGCUCCGCAUCUGGCCCCAGCAGCCCGCUCAGCACCUGGAUGCCACCUACUGCUACUUCCACAGUCUCCUCCACAUCAGCCCCAAGCACCAGUCCCAAGCCAACACCUACAACUCUGUGGCUCAAGCCAUCUUCCCCAAUGACAAGUGCUCCAAGAGAAUCACCUGCAACAGAGUCCUCUGCACCCUCCACAGCUAAAACUAGCCCAGUAUUUUCACCUGCAUCUUCCCCCUCCUCAGCCAUGUCCUCAACAUGGCGGAUCUCCUCUCAGCCUGCCCUCACCCACACAGAGACAACCGUGCCACACAUCGUGCCACCUCUGACCACACAUAAGACCACUGCCACCACCUCUGCCAGCAGCACCUCCAAGACCUCUGUCUCCAGAGAGGUCAUCACCACAAGCAGCACGGAAGUCCCCCACACAAGGACAUCUCCAACUCCCAGCUCUGUGCAUGUCCCUAGCAGCUCUAUCAGCACCCAGCUGCCACCUACUACUACUUCCACAGUCUCCUCCACAUCAGCCCCAACCACCAGUCCCAAGCCAACACCUACAACCCUAUGGUCCAAGCCGUCUUCCCAGACAACAAGUGCUCCAAGAGAGUCACCUGCAACAGAAUCGUCUGCACCCUUCACAGCCAAAACCAGCCCAAUGUCUUCACCUGCAUCUUCUCCCUUCUCAACUAUGUCCUCAACAUGGCAGAUCUCCUCUGAACCUGCCCUCACCCAUGGAGAGACAACCGUGCCACACAUCGUGCCACCUCUGACCACGCACAAGACCACUGCCACCACCUCUGCCAGCAGCACCUCCCAGACCUCUGUCUCCAGAGAGGCCAUCAGCACAAGCAGCACAGAAGUCCCUCACACAAGGAUGUCUCCAAGUCCCAGCUCUGCGCCUGUCCCCACCAGCCCACUCAGCACCUGGCUGCCACCUACUGCUACUUCCACAGUCUCCUCCACAUCAGCCCCAACCACCAGCCCCAAGCCAACACCUACAACUCUAUGGCUCAAGCCGUCUUCCCAGACAACAAGUGCUCCAAGAGAGUCACCUGCAACAGAGUCCUCUGCACCUUCCACAGCCAAAACCAGCCCAGCUCCUUCACCUGCAUCUUCCCCCUCCUCAACCACGUCCUCAACAUGGCGGAUCUCCUCUCAGCCUGCCUUCACUCACACGAAGACAACCAUGCCACACAUCGUGCCACCUCUGACCACGCACAAGACCACCACCACUGCCUCUGCCAUCAGCACCUCCCAGACCUCUGUCUCCAGAGAGGUCAUCAGCACAAGCAGCACAGAGGUCCCCCACACAAGGAUGUCUCCAAGUCGCAGCUCUUUGUCUGCUCCCAGCAGCUCUCUCAGCACCCGGCUGCCCCCUACUGUUACUUCCAUGUCAGCCCCAACUACCAGUCCCAAGCCAACACCUACAACCCUAUGGCCCGAGCUGCCUUCCCAGACAACAAGUGCUCCAAGAGAGUCACCUGGAACGGAGUCCUCUGCACCUUCCACAGCCAAAACCAGCCCGAUGUCUUCACCUGCAUCUUCCCCCUCCUCAACCAUGUCCUCAACACAGUUGAUCUCCUCUCAGCCUGCCUUCACCCACACAGAGACAACCGUGCCACACAUGGUACCACAUCUGACCAUGCACAAGACCACUGCCACCACCUCUGCCAGCAGCACCUCCAAGAUCUCUGUCUCCAGAGAGGCCAUCAGCACAAGCAGCACAGAAGUUCCUCACACAAGGAUGUCUCCAAGUCCCAGCUCCGUGCCUGUCCGCAGCAGCUCGCUCAGCACCUGGUUGCCACCUACUGCUACUUCCACAGUCUCCUCCACAUCAGCCCCAACCACCAGUCCCAAGCCAACACCUACAACUCUGUGGCUCAAGCCGUCUUCCCAGACAACAAGUGCUCCAAGAGAGUCACCUGCAACAGAGUCCUCUGCACCUUCCACAGCCAAAACCAGCCCAACUCCUUCACCUGCAUCUUCCUCAUCCUCAGCCAUGUCCUCAACAUGGCGGAUCUCCUCUCAGCCUGCAGCCUUCACCCACACAGAGACAAUCGUGCCACCUCUGACCACACACAAGACCACCACCACCACCUCUGCCAGCAGCACCUCCAAGACCUCUGUCUCCAGAGAGGCCACAAGCAGCACAAAAGUCCCCCCUACAAGGACAUCUCCAAGUCCCAGCCCCACGCCUGUCCCCAGCAGCCCGCUCAGCACCUGGAUGUCACCUACUGCUACUUCCACAGUCUCCUCUACAUCAGCCCCAACCACCAGCCAUAAGCCUACACCCCUCACUACUUCAACUGCUAAGAGCACUACGUAUCUUUCCUCCCAAAACACCACAUUUAUUCCACAUGGCAAAACAACUUCAUUAAUAGUUCCUACCAGUGUCUUUCCCACAUCCACUCCAGUUUUGAUCCCAACUGUUUUGUCUACAACAAUUUCUUUUGCACCCGGUGUUGUUACUACUGCUUCUACAGAGUCAGUAGAAAGGACUUCUCUGCGAACAACAACACUAACCACUACCCGCACUACAUCAGCUCCUUUCACCACUAGACUGUCAACAUCCUUGUCUUCUGCUGUACCAUUAACAGUGCCACAAGAGCGCUGUAGAGAAAUAAAGUAUGAAGAAAAAAUAACUUACAAAGGCUGUUCUACAAAUGUCACUUUAAGCCGCUGUGAAGGAUCAUGUCCAUCCUCAACAAAGUUGAAUGUUGAGGAGAUGGUGGUCAACACGGCAUGUGGCUGCUGUAGGCCACUUCAGCUUCUUAAGAAGGAACUUCAACUGCCAUGCCAAGACCCAGAUAACCCUGGAAAAAGGCUCAUGAGAGAAGUAAUUAUAUUUAGUGGCUGUGUUUGUGACUUGGACAGUUGCAUACACUAGCCAGAGCUCCAGAUGGCUUCAGACACCUUUUUUGGUUGGGUU
Messenger RNA from Neopsephotus bourkii (Bourke's parrot), 8373 nucleotides. It is a transcript of the gene MUC6, whose product is annotated as mucin 6, oligomeric mucus/gel-forming. The transcript is spliced from 43 exons. Bases 1 to 8331 code for a protein of 2776 amino acids. The record is from RefSeq and is a predicted model, not a curated record. Gene Ontology annotation, cellular component: extracellular matrix. NCBI's taxonomy places the organism in Eukaryota, Metazoa, Chordata, Aves, Psittaciformes, Psittacidae. Gene Ontology annotation, molecular function: protein binding.